Messenger RNA from Schizosaccharomyces octosporus yFS286, 486 nucleotides. Its product is annotated as 60S ribosomal protein L38. Lineage: Eukaryota; Fungi; Ascomycota; Schizosaccharomycetes; Schizosaccharomycetales; Schizosaccharomycetaceae. Gene Ontology annotation, cellular component: cytosolic large ribosomal subunit; ribosome. Bases 44 to 268 code for a protein of 74 amino acids. The transcript is spliced from 3 exons. Gene Ontology annotation, molecular function: structural constituent of ribosome. The record is from RefSeq and is a predicted model, not a curated record. Gene Ontology annotation, biological process: translation; protein-RNA complex assembly.
CGGAAAUUUCUGACAUAUCCAAUCUUUCACCAAGCUUAACAAAAUGCCUCGUCAAAUCAAAGACAUUAAGCAAUUCUUGGAAAUCGCUCGCAGAAAGGACGCUACUUCUGCUCGUAUCAAGAAGAACCAAAACAAGGAUGUUAAGUUCAAGCUCCGUUGCUCUAAGUACUUGUACACUUUGGUCGUUGCUGAUGCCAAGAAGGCUGAGAAGCUCCGCCAAUCUCUUCCCCCUGACUUGACUGUUUCUGAGGUUGGAAAGAAGGCAUAAAUAAGCUAAAGCUGAAUAAAACACUUAAUAAAAAGUGACCCCAACAUGUUCAUCGGUUUUUUUGUACUGGAUAUAUCAUGUGUAUGCCCAGACAAGGCUUCUCUAAAUACUAUAGUACUGUAAUUGUAUGUUUGGAGGCGUCACAUUUUUUUUUUCGAAAAUCUUGUAGAAUUUUUGGUAUCAAUUUCAAAUUAUAUUCUUGUUGAUUUCUCUAGUAU